ACCAGUUCUCCUUUUUUCAUUUUCUUGUCUUUUUCGACAACAAUGGUCCAAACUCAGGGCGUUGAUUUCAUCGCGCUGCCGCUCACACACCGCAUUUUGCUGUACGGCCUGAUGGGCUGGGUCGACGAAGUGGUCUUCACUGCGCUGUCUGAUAUUGUCUUUCCCCCGAGCCUCGAAGUGCACCCUGGCUACAAGCGAUAUGCCUUUGUCGGCUACUCGUCACUGUGGUCGUUCUUCAUUUAUGCCAUUGCCAGCCUGUAUCUCGAGUUUGUCUACUCCAAGCUCAUCCAACGCCGCUUCCCGUGGCUCCUCCGCGGCCUGACUUACAUGCUCGGCAUUUUCACCAUCGAGUUUGUUGCUGGCUUGUUGCUGUGGCCAUUCGGUGCCAACUCCUGGGAUUACUCGCAUGCGCCGUGCCAUGUCUGGGGCAUGAUUCGGUGCGACUAUUCGAUCGUCUGGUUCACUGUGGGUCUGGGCCAUGAGCUCGUGAUUGAGUAUCUCUUCAACCUCCACCUGCAAGCCACCCCGCGCGACUCGCACCACAGCUUUAGCCAGAAGCUCGUGGAAUUCCUCUCGACGGGACACAAGCUAGCAACGCCCACGCCCAAAGCCGAGAUUCUUUUGACGGAAGAGCAGCAGCUCGAGCUGCUGCAGGCCGAACAGGUCGAGUCCAAGAAGACGCUAUAAACACCAAGUCUCUGCUUGGCCAUUUUUCGCCAAAUUGUACAAUGCUUUUGUGUAGUAGUUUGUAAUUUCUCUCCUUAAGAUUGAAACCACGAGAUGCGUCUGUGACGCGCUCUGAGAAAUUGUAUUGGGAAUGUUUGCCUUUUUGGUUUGUUGUUGUUGUAUUUUGUUGUAUUUUUGAUGAUUGCUUGAAAAUGAGAUACUGUAUUGCUGCUUGA
Molecule: messenger RNA, 902 nt
Organism: Capsaspora owczarzaki ATCC 30864
Lineage: Eukaryota; Filasterea; Ministeriida; Capsasporidae
Exons: 3
Coding region: 43-687 (214 amino acids)
Source: RefSeq, a predicted model, not a curated record